Messenger RNA from Fomitopsis serialis, 1200 nucleotides. RefSeq lists its product as uncharacterized. Gene Ontology annotation, cellular component: tRNA-intron endonuclease complex. Gene Ontology annotation, molecular function: tRNA-intron lyase activity; nucleic acid binding. Lineage: Eukaryota; Fungi; Basidiomycota; Agaricomycetes; Polyporales; Fomitopsidaceae. Gene Ontology annotation, biological process: tRNA splicing, via endonucleolytic cleavage and ligation; tRNA-type intron splice site recognition and cleavage. The transcript has 5 exons. The coding region runs from base 1 to 1200 and encodes 399 amino acids. The record is from RefSeq and is a predicted model, not a curated record.
AUGUCACUCAUCGGAUCCACACAGAACCGCCAGGGAGGUGCCAGGAAGGGCGGUGCUCGUCGAGGGGAAAACAACCGCAUCUACGCUCACCCCCUCCCAGUCAUUGUCGAGAAAUCCCACUCAUGGGCGGGUCACAUCCUAGGCCUCUUCGGAGUCUCUGGUACCAGGGUUAUCAACCCCCAUUUCACAGGCAUAUUUGACCCGGAUACUCGGUCUGUCUGGGUAGUCGAAUCGAAGGAUGCGACGAUACUUUGGAGACGAGGCUUUUUCGGCAAAGGAGAUUUGUCUCGGAGCGAGCCUUCCUGGAGAGCAAGGCAAAUCAGUGCACAGAGGGCUGCGGCAGGGAAAUAUAUGACCGCCGAGGAGAUCCGAGAAAAGCGUAGGGCAGAACGCAAACAGUUCAAGCUCGACCGUGCCGCCGCAAUCGCACAAGCUGCGGCAGAGGCAGAGGCCGCCUUCGCCGAAGGCCGUGAAUCAAAAUCGUCCGUCGUCAUCCCAUCCGGUGCAACUUGGAAGCCUCAGCAAUUCGCAGACGAGUCAGCAACUCCGCCCGCAACGCCUGGUGAGGAGCGAAGUGUAGAAUUCGAUGAAGAGUCUGUACCAGACUUGGAACACCUCCAGCUCACUCUACAGGAGGCGUUUUUCCUGGCCUGGAACCUCGACUGCCUCACCAUAAUCGACCCGACAACGUCUGAGCCUAUGACCCUGAAGCGAAUAUGGACGUCAUUCCAGCAAGUACAUGGCAUACCAAACAUACCUGGUGUGAUGCCCGAGAUAUACGCCAACCGCUUCGACAACCCGUCCUUGGUGAACUACGCUGCAUAUCACUACUACCGAUCCCUUGGAUGGGUUAUCAAGGGUGGCAUCAAGUUUUGCGUCGAUCUGCUCCUGUACAAACGUGGCCCCGUGUUCCACCAUGCUGAAUUCGCCAUCGUCGUUAUUCCUGUCUACGAAGACCCGGUAGAUCAAGAGACGUCGCCAUUCGACCUCGCGAACUCUCAGCCUUUUUCCUGGACGUGGCUCAGCACAGUGAACCGUGUUAACUCCCAGGUGCAGAAGACACUUAUAUUGACCUACGUGAGCAUCCCUGCACGGUCGCGAGUCUCCCAGGAGCUCCUAUCAUCCCCGGCAUGUCUCGCGCACUACACUGUCACAGAGGUGGUCCUACGGCGAUUUAUCCCAGCACGUAUGCGCGAUUAG